Molecule: messenger RNA, 897 nt
Organism: Aspergillus fumigatus Af293
Lineage: Eukaryota; Fungi; Ascomycota; Eurotiomycetes; Eurotiales; Aspergillaceae
Product: MBL fold metallo-hydrolase
Biological process (GO): glutathione metabolic process; hydrogen sulfide metabolic process
Molecular function (GO): sulfur dioxygenase activity
Source: RefSeq, a predicted model, not a curated record
AUGGAACCAGGAGAACCGACCAUUCACGAUGUGUUUGAGAGCAAGACAGGCACCUGGCAAUACGUGGUGGCGGAUCCAACGACAUCAACAGCCGUCAUCAUCGAUCCGGUCCUGGACUAUGACCCCGCUACCCAGGGCAUCACCACGGAGUCCGCUGACGCGCUUCUGUCCUUGGUCAAGGAGAAGGGAUACAAAGUCGACCGAAUUCUUGAAACCCAUGCACAUGCAGAUCAUCUUACUGCAGCGUCGUAUCUGCAGAAGCGCUUGGCCGAGGAGCAAGGCCACCGGCCACGAAUCGGGAUCGGCAAGCGCAUCGGGCAGGUGCAGAAGUUGUUUGGGCAGAGAUAUGGCAUUCCUGAACAGGAAUAUAAAGAUGUCUUUGACAAAUUGUUUGAGGACGAUGAGACAUUUAAGAUUGGCAAUCUGAUGGCCCAGGCCAUCCAUCUUCCUGGACACACGCCAGACCAUUUGGGAUACCGCAUUGGAGACAAUGUUUUCUGCGGUGAUCUGAUCUUCCAUUCGGAUAUUGGCACCGCACGCUGCGAUUUCCCUGGCGGCAGUGCAAACAACCUCUAUCGUUCAGGGCGGAAGGUCUUGGGCCUGCCCGAUCACGUCAAGGUCUGGACGGGCCAUGACUAUCCUCCCGAAGGGCGCAAGGAGCCCGUCCCCUCGCUGAGUGUCCAUGAGCAUAGGCAGCAAAAUAAACAUCUUAGAGACGGCGUUACCGAAGAGGAAUUUGUCACGCUCCGGAAGGAACGUGACUCGAAGCUGGCGGAGCCGAGGCUGCUUCACCAGUCACUGCAGAUGAACAUUCGGGCAGGGCGAUUGCCGAAACCUACAGAGUCGGGGCAACGGUUGCUUCACCUUCCGUUAAAAUUGAAGGGGUUGAAAUGGUAG